This is a messenger RNA of Tribolium madens (black flour beetle), 3241 nucleotides long. It is a transcript of the gene Prp5, whose product is annotated as probable ATP-dependent RNA helicase DDX46. NCBI's taxonomy places the organism in Eukaryota, Metazoa, Arthropoda, Insecta, Coleoptera, Tenebrionidae. Gene Ontology annotation, molecular function: nucleic acid binding; ATP binding; RNA helicase activity. The coding region runs from base 123 to 3152 and encodes 1009 amino acids. Gene Ontology annotation, biological process: mRNA splicing, via spliceosome. The record is from RefSeq and is a predicted model, not a curated record. Gene Ontology annotation, cellular component: nucleus. The transcript has 5 exons.
CUUCUUUAUCAAUGCUUGCAGGAACCUGUAAUUUCGUAAACAAAAAUUAGGUUAUGUUGCGGGUACAAAACCUUAUGUUUAGUUGAUUUUGAGACAAUUUUAACGAAAAAAAAAGUCGGAGUAUGGUACGGGGAGGACGCGACAGGAGUCGUUCUCCUGAUAGAAAGCGCCGCCGUUCGCGGUCCCGAAGCAAAGACAGAUCUAGAUCUAGCAGAUAUCGUCGAAGCAGAUCUAGGGAUAAUAGACGCAGUCGGUCUCGCGAGAGAAGGGAACGUGACAGACGUUCUUACAGUCGAGACAGGGAUCGUAGAAGGGGUGACAGUAAGGAGAAGCGCGGUUCUGGAAGCAGCAAAUCUCGUCGACGAGACAAGUCCAGAUCACGCUCCCGCUCAACAGACCGCAAAAAAGGCGAUGAUUCGGGCCUGGCUUUCGACCCGGCGAAUCUCGACAAGGAAGAAGAGCAAAAAAAGCUUGAAUUGGAGAUGCAAAAACGCCGCGAACGCAUCGAACGCUGGCGCGCCGAGCGCAAGAAAAAAGAAGAAGAAAUGAAGAAAGACACUCCGAAUGCAACCGCAUCCACCGACGAAGCCACUGCCAAAAAAUGGUCCUUGGAAAACGACUCCGAAGACGAGGACAAAGACAAGGAGGACAAGGGCGAAGCUAAAGAAGAAAAAGUUGAAGAGGAGACCAACGGUGAAGCACCACCACAAGAGGAAGAGGCGAAAGAGGAAGAGGAAGAGGAAGUUGACCCCUUGGACGAGUAUAUGAGAGGUGUUCAAGAGGAAGUGAGAAAGACGCACAAACUUGAUAUGAAGAAACCCAAAACUGAGUCGGGGAAUAAAAAAGGUGCCUUAGUUAUUGUAACAGGAGUGGCGAAAUCGAAAGUUAAUAAAAAUAAGGGGGAGUUGAUUGAGCAGAAUCAAGACGGGUUGGAGUACUCCUCCGAGGAGGAAAUUGAGGAUUUGAAGGACACAGCCGCGAGUAUUGUGAAUAAGCAGAAGAAGGAGUUGGCGAAAAUUGACCACAAUAUGGUCAGAUAUUUGCCGUUUAGGAAGAGUUUUUAUGUGGAGGUGCCCGAAAUUGCCAAGAUGACGCACGAGGAGGUGGAGGCUUACAAGGAGGAGAUGGAGGGAAUUAGAGUGAAAGGCAAAGGCUGUCCCAAGCCGAUCAAAACGUGGGCCCAAUGCGGCGUCUCGACCAAAGAACUCAACAUCCUCAAAAAGCUCGGCUUUGAGAAACCCACCCCUAUCCAAGUCCAAGCCAUCCCUGCGAUAAUGUCCGGUCGCGAUUUAAUCGGCAUUGCGAAAACCGGAAGUGGGAAAACACUCGCUUUCCUGUUGCCCAUGUUCCGUCACAUUCUCGACCAACCCUCUUUGGAGGAAACCGACGGCCCCAUUGCCAUAAUCAUGACUCCAACUCGCGAACUGUGCAUGCAAAUCGGCAAAGACAUCAAGAAGUUUACAAAGAGUUUGAAUUUGCACGCGGUGUGCGUGUAUGGGGGCACCGGGAUAUCCGAACAGAUCGCCGAAUUGAAACGUGGGGCGGAAAUUAUUGUAUGUACACCGGGAAGAAUGAUCGAUAUGUUGGCGGCGAAUGGAGGCAAGGUUACCAAUUUGAGACGAGUGACGUAUAUUGUGCUAGAUGAGGCGGAUAGGAUGUUUGAUAUGGGGUUUGAGCCGCAAGUUAUGCGAAUUAUUGAUAAUGUGAGACCUGACCGACAGACUGUCAUGUUUAGUGCGACAUUUCCGCGACAGAUGGAAGCGCUAGCGAGACGUAUACUACAAAAACCGAUCGAAGUCCAAGUGGGUGGACGAUCGGUUGUCUGCAAGGACGUGGAACAACAUGUCGUGAUCCUCGAAGAGGAUCAGAAGUUUUUAAAGUUGUUGGAGUUGUUAGGACUCUACCAUGAACACGGCAGUAUAAUAGUGUUUGUCGACAAGCAGGAAAACGCCGAUAUUUUAUUAAAAGAAUUGAUGAAAGCGGCUUACAAUUGCUUGAGUCUUCAUGGAGGUAUUGACCAAUUCGAUCGUGAUUCUACCAUUAUUGAUUUCAAGAGUGGAAAAGUCAAACUUUUGAUUGCCACUUCAGUGGCGGCGCGAGGCCUCGAUGUCAAACAUUUGAUCCUUGUUGUAAACUACGAUUGUCCUAACCACUACGAGGACUACGUCCAUAGAUGUGGUAGGACAGGUCGGGCCGGUAAUAAAGGUUUCGCUUACACUUUUAUUACCCCCGAGCAAUCCAGAUACGCCGGUGAUAUAAUCAGAGCCUUUGAACUCGCUUCAGUCACUGUUCCGGAGCCUUUGAGGAACCUUUGGGACUCGUACAAGUCCAAGCAAGAAGCUGAAGGUAAAAAGGUUCACACCGGGGGUGGUUUCAGCGGGAAAGGUUUCAAAUUCGACGAAAAUGAAGCUGCGGCUGUAACUGAGCGUAAAAAAUUCCAGAAGGCUGCUUUAGGACUCGCUGAUUCUGAUGAUGAGGACUUGGAACAUGAUAUUGACCAACAUAUCGAAAGUAUGUUUGCUACGAAACGCACUGUGAAGGAGAUUAAAGCGCCGCUAGGGUUGAUAAAUCCAGCAGCGAUGAAUACGCAAACGGCGAUGGAUAAGUUGGAAUUGGCGAAGAGGUUGGCGUCGAGGAUCAAUCUGUCGAAAAAUAUCAGUCUGGAUACGAAGUUUGCGACGCAGCAAGCGGCGGAGAGUAUCCUAAAAGGGAGUAGUAGUUCGUUACCGAUUACUGCUAAAACGGUCGCGGAACAGUUGGCGGCGAAGUUGAAUACAAAGUUGAAUUAUCAGCCGAAGGAUGAUGACGAGAGGGACGAUAUUGAUAAUGAACAGACGUUUAGGAAGUAUGAGGAGGAGUUGGAGAUUAAUGAUUUCCCGCAGCAGGCGAGGUGGAGGGUUACCUCAAAGGAGGCUUUAGCGCAAAUUUCGGAAUAUUCCGAGGCCGGGAUUACCGUUCGUGGUACGUAUGUGCCAAACGGUAAAAAUCCUCCAGAGGGUGAAAGAAAAUUGUAUUUGGCCAUUGAGAGCACGUCUGAUAUCGCCGUGGCUAAAGCAAAGGCCGAAAUAACUCGACUAAUUAAAGAAGAAUUGCUUAAAUUGCAAACAGCGGGUCAUCACUCGUUCAAUAAGGCUAGAUAUAAGGUGGUGUAAACAUUUUAUGUUUUGAUCAUACAUAUUUUUAAAUUUAUCUGUAUAGUGCGAGUGUACUAUUUAUUUAAGAAAAUAAAUUUUUUCAUCGA